AUGCCUGGAAAGUGCGUUCACAAGGGCUGUGGCAAGACCUUUGCCGACGACGAUGAAGAAUGUGUCUAUCACCCUGGACCAGGUCAAAAGGUACUUUCUCUCUGCCACACCAUCCCUCGCGCGAACAGUUCGUUGAUGUCGAAUUCGAACNNAGGAUGGAAAUGUUGCAAGCCUCGUGUCUUGACCUUCGACGAAUUCAUGGAAAUCCCUCCCUGCACGACCGGAAAGCACAGUACUGUGGAUGAUACUCCCGUCGAAGAAUCAAAGACCGCUCCUGCCGAUGCUCCAACACUAGCAGCACCCACACCUGCCUCCGAGCCAGCAGCACCAGGUCGCGCUCCCACAGCACAGGCCCCACAACCACCUGCCUCGCCCGCACCCCCAGAGGACGAAGACGAUGACCCAAACACUCCCGUUCCAGAUAACGCAACCUGCAAGCGUAAGGCUUGCGGAGUAACACACAAAGGUGCACCUCGUAGCGACGACGAAAACUGCCAGCACCACCCGGGUGCCCCAAUCUUCCACGAGGGCAGCAAAGGCUGGUCAUGCUGCAAACGCCGCGUCUUGGAGUUUGACGAGUUCCUCCGCAUUCCUGGCUGCAAGACAAAGUCACGUCACUUGUUCGUGGGUGCAAAGAAAGACGACGGAGAAGAGAAGUUGGAAAGCGUGAGACACGACUUCUACCAGACACCUGACAAGGUCAUGGCAAGUCUGUAUCUGAAGAAGAUUGAUAAGGCCAUCUCAAAGGUCGAGUUCCAAGACAAGACGGUGGAUUUGGAUCUCAGGACGAGCGACAANAAGAGGUUCCAGCAGGUCGUACCGCUGUUUGGUGCCAUCGAUAAGGCAAAGAGCGAGUUUAGCAUCAUGGGUACUAAGCUGGAGUUGAGAAUUGUCAAGGCAGACGGCGCUUCAUGGCCAGUCUUGCGCGGCGACGAGAAGCACACUGGAGAAAUUAUCCAGAUGGGCCGCGCUGGCAGGGCAUGA
Molecule: messenger RNA, 984 nt
Organism: Aureobasidium musti
Lineage: Eukaryota; Fungi; Ascomycota; Dothideomycetes; Dothideales; Saccotheciaceae
Source: the annotation of a GenBank genome assembly